This is a messenger RNA of Nymphaea colorata (pocket water lily), 627 nucleotides long. RefSeq lists its product as uncharacterized. The transcript has 4 exons. The record is from RefSeq and is a predicted model, not a curated record. Bases 91 to 342 code for a protein of 83 amino acids. NCBI's taxonomy places the organism in Eukaryota, Viridiplantae, Streptophyta, Magnoliopsida, Nymphaeales, Nymphaeaceae.
GAGAGAUGCACAGUGACCCGUCGAGAGUCCUUUAAAAUGCCAAGGGACAUGGACGGUAUGUAAGUCGUGGAGAAGCCUGUGGCAGAAGACAUGGAGCUCAAGAGUAGCGUUGCCUUUGCACUAAUUCUGUUGUUUCUGCUGCAACCAAGAAUGAGCAAAGGGGCUGGCUCCAGUGACUGGAAACCGGCCGAGGUGUACGAGAUAGACUACAAAGGGCCUGAAACACAUUUCUUCCCUCCUCCUGAUCAUGCACGUGGUGCAUCUUCGCAGACAGAGAACAAGUCCGUGAAAUCAAAGCCUCGAACUGCUCACAUUGGUAGGAAAGUACUUGGUGGAAGAUGAAAGGUUUGGCCAACGCAUAGUUGUGGUGGAGCUUGGAAUGAAAGGUGUGUAUGAAAUGGAUGAUCAGUUCGUGUACCAUACUAAUUGGGGAAAUCCCUCCCAGGUAGGAGGGAAGGCAACAAUCUCUUCUGGGAAAAACUGUUAUGUGUAUUUUAAUUUAUAUAUAAGAGUUUUCCUUUGUCAUGAGAGUGGAGAGAUGUAUCUAUGAUAGAGUUGAUGUCUAAAUAUGUAAGCACUGAGACAUCUAUCUUCCAAUCUAGUAAGAUAUCCGUACCAUUACUAUCC